GAACACCUGGCGCCAUCUCUCACUGGGCAGAGCCAGCUCCACCCUCAUAUCCAGCCCAGUGUCCCCACUGUGUGCUCAGAGUCCACUGACUGCUGGUCACUCAGGAGCCUUAGUCCCCUGCGGCCUGUUCCUCACUGCUGGCCUCAAGGCUCAGACUGCGUGCUGGCCAUCAUGGGCUACCUUUUGAGUUAGAAACGGUUGCUCUCUGCAGUAGGACUGGAAAGCAAUUUUUCUAUCAAUCAAUGAACAAAUGCUUAUUGUACACCUACUAAGUGCCAGGCAUUGGGAAUGUACAGUGAACAUAAUACAGGUUCUGACAUCUGAACACAAGUGAAACUGACAGUGUUAACUUUUAUCUGAAUGUAAUUUCCUCUACCUCCUUCACAUGAACCCACAUUGCCCAAGAACUUGACAACACCGUGGUGUGACGCACUCAGAGAGGGCCGUGGGUGAUAAAGGCCAGAGAACCCUGGGCUCAGAAGACCAGGAUGAAGCACCAGCAGCUCUGACCUGGGCAGCUUCCAGAGGAUAUGCAGCCACUUAUGCUCCUGAUGGCCUUUCUUCUGGCUCCCAAGGCGCAGGCAGGGAAAAUCAUCGGGGGUCAUGAGGUCAAGCCUCACUCUCGUCCCUACAUGGCAUUUCUUCAGAUCAGUAUUCCUGGCAGAAAAAGAUGUGGGGGUUUCCUUGUGCGCGAGGACUUUGUGCUGACAGCAGCUCACUGCUGGGGAAGGUCCAUCACAGUCAUCCUGGGCGCCCACAACAUUAGCAAGAACGAGAGGACCCAACAGGUCAUCCCAGUGAAAACAGCCAUCCGCCACCCAAACUAUCAUCCCAAAGUCAAUGACAUCAUGUUGCUGCAGCUGCAGAGGAAGGCCACCCUGACUGCCGCCGUGAGCCUCCUCAGGCUGCCCAGGAGGGGAGAGCAGGUGAAGCCAGGGAUGGUGUGCAGAGUGGCCGGCUGGGGGCGACUCGACCUGAGCACCAGCACAGACACACUGCAUGAGGUAGAGCUGGAAAUCCAACGGGAUGAGCAGUGCAUCUCUUGCUACAGACGCCGUUACAACAGAACCACAGAGAUCUGUGUGGGGGACCCAGAAAGGAAUCAGUCUACUUUUAAGGGCGACUCUGGGGGCCCCCUCGUGUGUGACAACAUGGCUCAGGGCAUUGUCUCCUUUGGGAAAAAAUAUGGGGAAACUCCUCGUAUUGAAAUGAAGAUUUCCAGCUUUCUGCCCUGGAUAGAAAGAACAAUGAGACGUUUCCAACUGCAGAGACCAGACUGAGGCACCAGGAAUUGAUCUAUUCAUCUCCUCUGGGGCGCAGCCCAGAACUGCUCUAUGCAGAGGGUUUGACAGGAGGCUGCCAGUCUCCUAAUAAACUUGCAUCUCUAGAGUAGAAGUCACUGGUUCCUCCUGUGUUCACCAAAACAUGUGUUAGUUACCUGCUGUGUGUGCGGCAACCAUCUGUUCAUAUCUCCUAUCUAUUAGCGCUUCCCCUUCAUGGACCGCACCUUCCAUUUCUAGAAUAAAAUUCAU
This is a messenger RNA of Myotis myotis, 1532 nucleotides long. RefSeq names its product granzyme H-like. The transcript has 5 exons. Bases 531 to 1280 code for a protein of 249 amino acids. Gene Ontology annotation, biological process: proteolysis. Gene Ontology annotation, cellular component: cytoplasm; intracellular membrane-bounded organelle. Gene Ontology annotation, molecular function: serine-type endopeptidase activity. The record is from RefSeq and is a predicted model, not a curated record. NCBI's taxonomy places the organism in Eukaryota, Metazoa, Chordata, Mammalia, Chiroptera, Vespertilionidae.